Aegilops tauschii subsp. strangulata is the source of this 759-nucleotide messenger RNA. RefSeq lists its product as uncharacterized. NCBI's taxonomy places the organism in Eukaryota, Viridiplantae, Streptophyta, Magnoliopsida, Poales, Poaceae. The record is from RefSeq and is a predicted model, not a curated record.
AUGACGGUGCGGGAGGUGCUGUACAUGUACUUCGUCGCACGGCAGCCGUAUGACCGGUUCGUCUCCGUGUGCGGCAACCCGGAGCAGGCCCGGAACGCAGUGGCGUUGCUGGUGUGGCUGGAUCAGGGCACCAUCUCCGCCAUCCACCACGUCCCUGGCAUUGAUGCCGGCGCUGUGGGCAUCGUCGCGGAGGAGGCCAACGCCAUCCUCGAGUGCUUGCGCUACCCGAAGCCCAUGGUCCCACCCAUCCCGCUCAUCUCUGCGCUGUGCAUGCAGGGCGGCGUUUGCAUCGAGCCGAGAUUCUUCGCCUUCCACCAGGACUUAGUGGUCUGUGGCGUUUCCCACUUUCUCGACGGCGCCGGCAAGUUCGUCUUCGACGACCGCCUCCAGGUCCUGCUGAGGAAGUCUGAGACAGGUCUGGUGGGUAACCCGCCAGAGCUCAUGGCGCCCUACAGCUCCCUGCCGCUGGAUGUGCCCGAGGACUGCCGUUCUAUGUUCAUCACCUUCUCCAAGGGCAUGCCUCUCCUCCGCGAGGAGAUCUUCGACUACUUCAGGAAGAAAUGGGGUGACUGUGUGGUGAGGGUGCUCAUGGAGAAGACAACAGGGGGCAGCAUGCCCAUGUAUGGCCAGAUCAUCUUCAAGACAGAGGCAGUAGUUCAGCUGGUGCUGAACGGCGAGAGGCUCGUCAAGAUCUCCAUCGACCAACGUCAGAUCUGGCUGCGCAAAUACGUCCCUAAGCCAACCAAUGCUGCAGACUGA